UCUAGCGUAUUUAUUAGAGGGUUACUGAGGCAACCGGCGCCUGGAACGACCACAGGUCGUCAUUUUCGAAACGAUUCCCUACGAGUAAAUCGCUUUUAGCUAAGCAACAGUCACUGUCGACUGUCGCUCGCCUCCGUGCUACCAUACACAGACACCAAACGCUGUUUAGACUUUAAAGCCACUCAAAGGAGCUUGUAAAUUAGCAUUUACUAUAACACUUCCGGGCAUUUCUUUUUUUCAAAAUAGAAGCCUCUGCAGCGCGCUGCCGUUGUGAUGCUUUUUACACACACUUGACGCUUCCGCUUUUCUUUGGCUUCCCUCUAUUGACUCAACUCUGCUUCAAAAGCGUUUUUUCCAUUCUCACGUGCUCGCGCGCGCACGCACGCUCUUAUUCUCACUCACUCACUCCUUUCUCUUCUCAAAAGCGCCUUGUGAAGCGGAUUGACAGGCUAGAAUGAAAAUGAGGCGGACGCUCGCUCGCGACUUCAGUGCGUACGCGUCCUUUUGAGAAAGACCUCUAAAGUUGGAUCAUAUCGCCAUGGGAGCUGUUUGGGCUGCAAGGGACUUUUGUUUGUUUUUGCUCCUGUUAAAUAGUCGCCAAAGCGCAGCGCUUCCAGAGUUUCGAGAUCCAUGCGCAGAGGGAAGUGAUGGCUGUCACAUUGAUGCUAUUUGUCAAACGACCCAAGACUCUUAUAAGUGCACGUGUAAAGCAGGUUUUAAAGGCGAUGGAAAACAGUGUGAAGAUAUUGAUGAAUGUGACCUGGAGUACAAUGGGGGUUGUGUGCAUGAGUGCAACAACACACCAGGCAAUUAUCGCUGCACUUGUUAUGAUGGGUUUCAUUUGGCACAUGAUGGACAUAACUGUCUAGAUGUGGAUGAAUGCCAGUUCAACAACGGUGGGUGCCAGCACACUUGUGUCAACACAAUGGGCAGCUACGAGUGCCGCUGCAAAGAGGGCUUCUUCCUCAGCGACAACCAGCACACGUGCAUCCACCGCUCUGUGGAGGGCCUCAACUGUAUGAAUAAGGAGCACGGCUGCGCCCACAUCUGCAAGGAGACAUCCAAAGGGGGUGUGGCCUGUGAGUGCCGUCCAGGCUUUGAGCUGGCCAAGAACCAGAGAGACUGCAUCUUGACUUGUAACCAUGGCAAUGGAGGCUGCCAGCACACCUGCGAGGACACUGAGAACGGCUCCAUAUGCAGGUGUCACAGCAGGUACACUCUGCAGCCUGACAGGAGCUCAUGUGUAGAACGAGAUGAAGCCACCACAGAGUCCUUGGACCACAAUGCCACGUCCUUUACAGAGGUGGACAAGCGGGUCAAACGAAGGCUGUUAAUGGAAACUUGCGCCGUGAACAAUGGCGGCUGCGACUGCACCUGCAAAGACACAUCCACCGGCGUGCGCUGCAGCUGCCCCGCUGGCUUCACGCUUCAGCCAGAUGGGAAGACGUGCAAAGAUAUCGAUGAAUGCGAGGUCAACAACGGCGGCUGCGAUCACUCCUGCAAGAACACCAUCGGCAGCUUUGAGUGCAACUGCAGAAAAGGUUUUAAGCUGCUGACAGACGAACGCUCCUGUCAAGAUAUAGACGAAUGCUUCUUCGAGCGCACAUGUGAUCACACCUGUGUGAACUCCCCGGGUGGUUUUCAGUGUCUGUGCAACAAAGGCUAUACCAUGUACGGACUGGCCCACUGUGGAGAUAUAAAUGAAUGCAGUGUGAACAAUGCCGGUUGCGAGCAUGGCUGUGAGAACACCGUGGGUGGAUUUGAAUGCUUUUGCCGUCCCGGCUAUAAGCUACAUUGGAACAAAAAGGACUGCAUCGCGGCUCAGGGUUUAUCACCUGCACAGCCCCCAUCUAAACCUACUUUGAACUGUAGCAAGCAGGAGGGAGGGGAUCGCUGCUUUCUGACCUGCCAGUCUCAAGUACACAUCAGCAGCGGGACGGAGGAUUCCUACACAGUGACCUGUGGAAUGCCUCUGCCCUGCUUGGCUGACGCACAAAAGAACAACAGUGGCUCAUAUUGCUUAGGUCGAGAAACGGCCAGCCUUGCCCGCAUUAAGACAACGGCCACUUUUAAGUCUGGCACCGCAAGGUGCAACUUAAAACGAAGUCAGGAGAAACUCAGGGAGAGCCUAAACUCAGCGCGCUCAGAAAGGAAGUUUCUCUUCACUGAAAAUGUCCAGUUCAGCUACGUGAGCCUGCACUGCACCUCAUCCGGACAGAGAAUGCGUAGCCGCCAUGGCAGGAAGGCCGGCGAAGAGGACGGCUCCUCAAUCACUGCUGAGUUUGAGCUGGAUGUGAACCUAGAGGAGGUAACAGCAGAGGGUUGUGACGUGAACUGCGUGCGCCGCCGUUCAGAGAAGAGGCUCAGGAAGACCAUCAGGACCCUGCGGAAGUCCAUCAACCGGGAGCAGUUCCACCUCCACUUUGCCGGAGCAGACUACAAUCUAUCCAGGAGUCCGGGCCAGCUGGCAGAGCUGCCAGGACACUGCGUAGCAGGACAGAUGUUCUUGGGCAGAAAAUGUGUGAGCUGCGGUGUUGGGACCUACUACGAUGGCGAUCAGGGACGGUGUUUGUCGUGUCCAGCUGGAACAUAUCAGGACGAGGAGGGACAGAUGUCCUGUGAGGUGUGUCCUACACCUCAAGGAAGAGAAGUCUCCAAAGUGGUGGGAGCUCGAAACAUUUCAGAGUGUGGAGGUCAGUGUUCCCCUGGUCAGUACUCCCACGAUGGCUUCAUCCCCUGCCUGCUCUGUCCACCUGGAACGUACCAACCAGAGGUGGGGCGCACCUCCUGCUUCCCCUGUGGAGGGGACCUGGACACCCGGCGCAGCGCAGCUGUCUCAUUCCAGGAGUGUGAGACCAAAGUGCAGUGCUCUCCAGGACAUUACUACAACACCAGCACACACCGCUGCAUUCGCUGCCCUAUGGGCACAUAUCAAGGGGAUUUUGGUCAGAACUACUGUGUCACCUGCCCUGGAAACACCACCACCGACUAUGAUGGUUCCACUAACAUCAUGCAGUGCAAAAACCGACGAUGUGGAGGAGAGCUCGGGGAUUUUACAGGUUACAUCGAAUCUCCCAACUACCCGGGAAACUAUCCUGCGAAUAUCGAGUGCACUUGGAUCAUUAACCCUCCCCCCAAACGCAGGAUCCUUAUUGUUGUCCCUGAAAUCUACCUGCCUAUUGAGGAUGAAUGUGGAGACUACUUGGUGAUGAGAAAAAGCUCUCUCCCCAACUCUGUGACAACCUACGAGACGUGUCAGACGUACGAACGUCCCAUCGCCUUCACCUCCCGCUCCAAGAGGCUUUGGAUACAGUUCAGGUCCAAUGAGGGAAACAGCGGCAAAGGCUUCCAGGUUCCAUAUGUGACGUAUGAUGAGGACUACCAGGAGUUGAUAGAAGACAUCGUCAGAGAUGGAAGAUUAUAUGCUUCAGAGCAUCACCAGGAAAUACUUAAGGACAAGAAGCUCAUGAAGGCACUGUUUGACGUGCUGGCUCACCCACAAAACUUCUUCAAUUAUACAGCGCAAGAAUCGAGAGAAAUGUUCCCCAAAUCCUUCAUUCGUUUCCUGCGGUCCAAAGUCCUGAGGUUCCUUCGUCCUUAAAGAAAAAAAAAGUUGCCACAAAGUUCCAGGAUUUUUCAUAAUAAGCUUAAAUUAGAAACUGGACCCUCUUAUGUGUUUUAUCAAUUGACCCCUGUGCAUUCUAACAUUACGUGUUGGACAAGAGGACCGCACCUGAUGAAACGAUCCCAAUGGAAAAGUGAAAUUUUUAACUGAGGAAGUGGUACAAACCACAGAUCUAUAUGGGUUUCCUCGGAGAGGAAUUAGGAGAUCUCAUUUGGAAAAUACUUCUAACAGCAGAUGAACGACAUUAUACGGCCCUUUAAAUUUUAAAGUUGGGAUUUAAAUUCCAAGUCCAAAUUGGGUAUUUGAAUGUUGAGAAAUACUAUACAUGGCGGCAUUAUGGGACUCUUUAAUUGCAUUUGGAUGAAAAACAAAUAUGAUAGACGAACAGAUAUAUGCUGAAUGUCAGUAACACUGUAUAUAGGUUUAGGUUUAACAUUUAGUUUUUUAACAUGGCCUGCACAGGUAGGCAUGAAAUACUGACAGAAAUACUGCAAAAAUGUCAGGAACAAAUAGCGCACACAAGUUUUCUUGGGGAAAUUAGCACUGCAAAAGAAGUAGCCCUGCCACAAAAGCAAUUAUUCUGAUGAAUGUCUUGUAUAUGAUGUAAAAAGUUUUAGGUGAAACGCUAAUGUUUUGUAGCAGCUACAUACACUUUAAUGGUAUAGCAUGGCUGCGUUUGCUGUUGGCUCACGUAUUUGGUCUUCUAAGGUGUCUGGAUGAGCACUGCUGUUCUUUAAAAAAUACUUUUUCCUUUCCAAAACUAGUCACAAGACAAUGACUGCUUCAGCUAGGUCACUAGCAACCAAAGACAACGAAUUACUCUGCAGAGAAACGGAACAAUUUGUGAUGCCAUGAAUACAUGAAAAGUUCUGUAAAAUAGAAGUAAACUAUAUUUACCUCUCCUAGAUGAAACAAGUAUGUAUAUUUUUUAUGAUUUUGUACAUCGAAUGUGCUGUAAAUAAAGAUUGGAAACUGAUUUCCACCA
Molecule: messenger RNA, 4610 nt
Organism: Neolamprologus brichardi
Lineage: Eukaryota; Metazoa; Chordata; Actinopteri; Cichliformes; Cichlidae
Gene: scube2
Product: signal peptide, CUB domain, EGF-like 2
Biological process (GO): signal transduction
Cellular component (GO): cell surface
Molecular function (GO): calcium ion binding
Source: RefSeq, a predicted model, not a curated record